AUGCUUGGGCAAAAUCUGCCCGGCUGGGCUUUCGCGGCGCUGAUAGCCACAGUCAUCAUCGUCCUACAUCGACUGGGUUCACAGUCAGCAAUCACAAAGUUCCCCCUACUUGGCAAGGAAUAUGGAAAUCGGCGUAAACGAGCGGAGGCGUUCUUGUACCAGCCCGUAAAGCUGUACGAGGAAGGCUAUCGCCGCUUCAAGAACCAAGUAUACCGACUGACGAUGCCUGAUGGUGACCACCUCAUCGUUCCGAAUGCAUACUUAGAUGAGCUGAGAACACGCUCUGAUGAUGAGAUCGAUGUCCUUAAGGCAUUUACAGAUACGUUCGCCAACGACCACAUCAAGCUAUUCCCACCCAAGGAUAGGACAGAAGUCGCCAACAGCGUUGAGCCUGACCCGAUUAAACCCGAGGCUAUCAGCGCAAGUCGAAAACACAAUCAACUCAGAGAUCCCAUCCUGCAACAAUUGGACUCGCUCAUCAUAUUCCCCAUCCUCCUGCGGGUCGUCGCGAUCGUCUCGGGCGACAUAUUCGUCGGGCCAGACCACUGCCGCCACGAGACGUACCUGGCCUCCGCGAUCGACUUCACCAACGACAUCACGGCGGGCGCGGCGCAGAUCAAGCGGUGGCCCAAGUUCAUGAGGUCGCUCGUCGUGAAGCUGAAGCUGGCGCCCGCGGUCAACCGCGGCCAGGAGCACAGGCGCCGGAUGAGGGAGUUCCUCCAGCCGAUGGUGGAGAAGAGGCGGCAGCUGAUGAAGGAGGGCCACCCUGUGCCGGAUGACCUGCUGCAGUGGAUGGUUGAGAAGACGACCGAGCACGGGAUCGCUGAUGUUGGCCACUUGACUGACAUGCAGCUCCUGCUCACUCUGGCUGCGAUCCAUACCACGACACUGGCUGCGACUGGUAUGAUGUAUGACCUUGCCGUGCGUCCCGAGGUGGUGCAGGAUAUCCGCAAGGAGAUUGCGUCCGUUCUGGAGGAAACGAAUGGUGUGAUGACUUCGCAGGCGCUGUUCAAUAUGAAGCUUCUGGACAGCUUCAUGCGUGAGAGUCAACGGUUCAGCCCGCCCUUUGUUGACUCCUUCCGCCGCUACGUCUACAAGCCCAUCACCCUCAAAGACGGGACCCACAUCCCGGCAGGGACAUACAUCGAGACCCCGAGCCUGCCCGUGCUGCACGACCCGGACCACUACCCGGACCCGGAGGUGUUCAACCCCUACCGCUUCUACGACCUGCGCAUCAAGGACGGGACGCCCGACCCCAACGGCUUCCGCACGCGCGAGUCGUACCAGUUCGUCAGCGUCACCAAGGAGAACACGAGCUUCGGCUUCGGCAAGCACGCCUGCCCGGGGCGCUUCUUCGCCGCCAACGAGAUCAAGCUCAUCAUGGCGCGGAUCCUGCUGCAGUUUGACGUGCGCUUCCCCGAGGUGGUCAAGGAGAGGUAUCCUAAUUUCUACUACGGGAGCGUGAGCGGGCCGGAUCCAACGGGUGUGGUUGAGUUUAGACGGAUUAAAGUGUGA
This is a messenger RNA of Diaporthe citri, 1515 nucleotides long. RefSeq lists its product as uncharacterized. Lineage: Eukaryota; Fungi; Ascomycota; Sordariomycetes; Diaporthales; Diaporthaceae. Bases 1 to 1515 code for a protein of 504 amino acids. Gene Ontology annotation, molecular function: iron ion binding; monooxygenase activity; heme binding. The record is from RefSeq and is a predicted model, not a curated record. The transcript has 6 exons.